AGCUAGUGUAAAGGAAGCCAGCACAACAACAUCAUCUCUGUAACCUGGUCGAGAUGGAGGCUUCCUUGGAGGAUAAGGUUUACGAGCUGACAGCGGAGAACACAGCACUAAAGAAACAGAGACACUCACAGGAUGAGAAAAUGAAACGUCUAGCUACUAAAAUACUCAGAUUGAAAUCAGACAUGAAGAAAUUGCAAGUUGGAAAGCCUACCAAGUACACAAAUGAUGUGGAAGUGGUGGAAGAUUUAAAGAUGAAGGUAUCCCAGCUAGAGGGGGAGAUAUCUAAUCUAAAACAGAAACUUUUACUGGCUAAAAACCUUACUCCUGACCAGAACAAAAGCAAAUCUCAAAAGGGAUACAGCUUUGUGGAACCAAGAAUAGACACUGGACUACCCUAUAAACAAGGUGGAGUAGUAACGCCGGGGAGGAAGACUCCUGCUAGACAGCAGAAACCACCCCAGUUCCCUCAAUAUGGACAGAGUGUGUUAAAUAACGCCAAAAUGGAGAUAGAACAGUUGGAUGAGAUAGUGGACCAGCUCAAAUACCAACUGCAGGUGGUGGAGGAUGAGAAGCAGGAUCUUCUCAACAGACAACAAGAUUUAGAGCUGGGCUACGAGAACAAGCUUCUCGCGCUGAGAGAACAGCUUCUACAGCAUCAAAGAACGGGCAUUUCUGAGGAUAUCGAUAUUAUCAACUUACAACGUAAGAUAAAAGACUAUGAAGACCAACUGGGGGACGGCGACACUAAAGUUCUGAAAAUACGUAACGAGCUGAGCACGUCUAAAAGAGAACGCGACCGCGCGGAGGAGGAGGUGUCCGAACUGCGGGGACAAAUUGAGAAACUUAAUGCUCAGCUGAGAGCUACUCAUAACCGAGCUGAAAACUCCUUGUUGCAGAGUAAUCAGGCUAAUGAGAUGAGUGUGGCGCUGGAGGAGGUAGAGAGGGAGAGGGAGAUACUGAAGCAGGAAAACAGCCGGCUGAUUGAGGAUGUGUUUGAUAUUGAGAAGGAGAAGAACUAUAAGCAGAAUGAAAGAAAACUACGGGACAGAGUGAAACAGUUAGAACAUAGACUAGAGAGGUUGCAGUCAACCACUCAGGACGCAGUACCAGAACAUGAUGAGGUAUUCGACAAGUUCCUGACUGAGCGAGACAAAGCAUCUGAGUUAGAACACAGAGUUAACAAACUUGAGAUGACUAACCGAGAGUUGGAGAUGCAACUGGACAGAACUAGGGAACUACUUGAGGAGGAAGAGAAAAUAAGAAUACGGGAAAGAGAGGAGCGUAUAGCUGAAGACCAGGAGUCUGUUACCAGAGAUACAGUUACCAGAGAUACAGUUACCAGAGAUACAGUUACCAAUGUGGUUACCAGGGAGAUUCCAGUUCAAUCGAGUAAAGCACUGCAGUUGGAUGUGGAGAGUCUAGUUGGGGAGGACCCGGCCAGUGAGCUAAGAGAACUGCAAAGUGAGCAUGCUAACUUGGUUAUGGAGCUGGAGAAAACUAACAUGCUCCUGGAUAUUCAGUACAAACUUAAGCAGGACUACCAGGAUGAGGUUACUGGUCUAACAGGAAAGUACGAGCGUGUGAGGAGAGAGUUCGCAAGACGGGAAGAUGAAACAGCCAAACUGCUGGACAUAAGGAACCACACGAUAAACAAACUGGAGCUGCAGUUGAGAGACAUUGCGUAUGGAACUAAAAUGGUGAAGAUAGAACCCACAAGUGAUAGUGAUAGUCCUGCAGAUUAUAAUAUUAAUUUAGAGCGGGGCCAGAAUGUGAUGGAGAUACACAUUGGUAAACUCUACCUCUCACAAGAGCAUCUACUGAAUCCUGAUGAGAAGUUAUUUGUGGUUCUCAACUUCUACCAUUUUGAGACGGUCAUUAGUAAGGUUGUUGGGGGUUUGCAGCCUGAUUUCAAUACAACUAGUCAGAAUAUCGUUAAUGUUGACGAUUUCUUCCUGAAGAGUUUGCAAAGUGAGAGCGCCGGAGUGUAUCUGUACAGUUGUAAUGGCGUUGAAUUCAGGUGUAUUGGAGCUUGUCAGCUGUUUUUCAAAGAGAUUAUAAACCAGCCCUCCAAUUCAAGAGUUCACGGCUCACUUCAGAUAUUAGGUACAAGUGGUGAAAUAAACGGAGUUGUGUUCGCUAACCUGGAGUACUAUACUCGACUCAAGUUCCCGAUAACACACUCACUUACCUUGUUCAAAGAGAGAAUGAAGGCUAAUACUUACCUUAACAACAACAACCAACCAGAUGCAGCAAGUGAUGGUGUGGCACGUGACAAUUACAACGAACUGAAGAUAACCGUACUGAACUGUUCACAACUCAAAUCAUCUUCUAAUUCUCAACCUUCACCGUAUGUAAUGUACAAGUUCUACACGUUCGAGGACCACGACACAGCUAUAAUAGACAGCACUAAUAGUCCCCAGUACAACGACACUAUGAGUUACCCUGUCUCUACUGAUGGACAUCUGCACAGGUACCUAACCCAGGGAGUUUGCCACAUCUAUGUGUUUGAUGACUCUGAGCAGCCAGAUAGCCUGUUAGGAGUGGUAGAAGUGCCCCUCCUGCCCCUAGCUCACGGUAACAAUAUCUCCGGUGUGUUUGAGAUCUCCAACAAGACUCUUGGAGGUGGGGUGGUUGGGGUUAUGUCCCUGAAGUUGGAGUGGCAGAUGAGCUAUCUGCCUCCCUCGGCUCAGCCUGAUAUUCUUACUCCUGAUCAGACUGACAGACGAUACGCAGCCUGUGACUUGGACACUGAACCGCAGUCACUGCUCCCAGAACACUACGAGCAGAUUUCACGUGAACAAGAUGAGAAAAGGAGAGCAGAAGAGAGGAGAAGGGAAGACGAGGAGGAGAGGAGGAGAGAGGCAGCACAAAGGAGAGAAGAGGAAGAGCAGAGGAGGGCUAAAGAAGAGGGUGUAAAAGAAGAGGAAUUGAUAAAGGAGCAGAGUAAACCAGCUCUUCAACAUGUGACGUUCAAGAUAGAAGAAGCAGAGUUAAGGGAGGAACAAGAGGUAACAACAGUUGAGGCUCCCCAAACUGAGUUCUUAUCCUUCAGAAGUGUGGAGGAGUAUGAGAGGGCUGUCAAGAAAACUAAAGAGAUAUCGCAGGAAUCUUCUGGAAGCACCAUCUCGGAAAUAUCCUCGGUGGAUGAACCGCCCAAAACUCUGGUUACACAGGGUGACCACAUUGUGCAAGCCAUCAUUAGCGAUGAAAUUAGCGAGGAAAUUAGCGAUGAGAUUAGUGAGGAGAUGGAAGAAUUAGCUGGACUGGCUAGUUCUUCUGAUAAUGACCAAGAAACAUCUCAGAAAGCCGCAGCCGACGCCCAGAGCGCUCAAGAAAAAGAAGAAUCCUCAGCUCCUGGAGAAAACUCACAAGUGUCGAGACUCAAAAAGUUACAACAGAGUGUACUAGACGACAGUAGUGACGAAGAUGAUAUUGUUCUGGGCACGUUUGAAGUGAGAUCCACAACUCCAGUCCCUUCCCCUCGACCUCCCAGCUACAUGGACCUCUCUGACGACGAACCUGACAUCGUUGAAACAGAGUUGGAGCCCACUUCUGCAGCUCAGCUGAACCAGGCCACUCCUUUUGAUACCACAUUCUUCGAGGAGGAGCCAUCGGAGGAGGACUCACUUGAAAUAGGUAACUCAGCAAAUAACGCGGGACUAGACGAGGACGAGACGUUGGAACAGGUAACAGAGCGGAUGAUGUCCAGUGAUGACGACGAGAUGGUGGUGAUGACGACACGUGACUUUACAGCUACACGUGACUUUACUGCUACACGUGACAUGUCAAUGUCCAGGACUGCUGACUCGCUUGAUCUCGGAGAGACAGUCUCCUCUACUCCUGACCCUACUCCCCGCCCUCCUCCCCUCGUCGUCAUUAUUCACUAUCUCUCCUUCAGACCUGACGCAUUCUUUGUUGUGGAGGCAGAAAUCGGGCAGGUAUUUGUAGAAUACAAGCUACUAAAUGUGGACCCAGCAGACACAGAAACGCCCGGAUCAGUAAAAGUUACACCGGACACAAAACUGAACUUUAACUUCAGGAAAACAUUUUACAUCGAGAAGGAAACAGAGGAUUGGCGUAUGCUCAAAGAUAUUGUCAACAACUCUGCCGAGAAAAAGAUCACAUUCACAGUGGUAUCAGACCCUGGUGAUGAUACAGAUGCUGAGUGCAAUAACCUGUGUAGGGCUACUGUGGAUUUACCCGUGUUGGAAGAUAUCACAGAAGAGGAGUUACCGCUCUUCGGGGCGAGGGAUGGUAAUCAGGUGGGGGUCCUCUGUGUUACCAUAGAAACAAUGAGCGCUAUCAGGGCACUUACCUGACACAAACGAUGAAAUCUUCUGUCAAAUAUUCAGCUUAGUGUUGGAUUUAUUUGAUUUUAUGGCUGUUUUUGUUAUGCAGCUAAUUUAUUAUGACGGUGGUCCUACCACUGGUAAUAUCACUGGUAGACUCGAUGACUGAUUUUGACUUUUUCUACUUUUUCCUUAACAGUUAACAGUUUAUGUUCAUAUUUGUUUGAUGUAAGUUUAUUAUUUAAAUUUAUGCUGA
Molecule: messenger RNA, 4545 nt
Organism: Bolinopsis microptera
Lineage: Eukaryota; Metazoa; Ctenophora; Tentaculata; Lobata; Bolinopsidae
Product: protein fantom-like
Exons: 25
Coding region: 54-4319 (1421 amino acids)
Biological process (GO): non-motile cilium assembly
Cellular component (GO): ciliary transition zone
Source: RefSeq, a predicted model, not a curated record